Messenger RNA from Mus caroli (Ryukyu mouse), 872 nucleotides. The record is from RefSeq and is a predicted model, not a curated record. NCBI's taxonomy places the organism in Eukaryota, Metazoa, Chordata, Mammalia, Rodentia, Muridae.
AUGCUGGAUCCAAGGCCCGCCAUGGCUGACAAAAUAGACAUGUCUUUGGAAGACAUCAUUAAGCUGAACAAGAUCCAGCAAGGACAUCAUGGCAGGCCUGAUUACCGGGUGAAUCGAGGCACUAGACCUAAGAAGUAUGGGCCACCUGUCACCCAUGGUGGAAGGAAAAGGCUUCCACCAUACUGCAGACCAAAACAACUUUCAGACAAGUGGCAGCAUGACCUAUUCAUUGGAGACUUCAUGGGUCAAACCCACGUGGAUACUGGUGGGAAGCUGUUCGUGUCAAAUCUGCACUUCGGAGUGUCAGAUGCUGAUAUUCAGCUACUCUUUGCUGAAUUUGGAACGUUGAAAAAAUCUGCUGUGCACUAUGAUCGCUGUGGAAGAAGUUUAGGGACAGCACAUCUGCACUUUGAAAGGGAAGCAGAUGCCCUGAACGCCAUGAGAGAGUACAAUGGCGCCUCUUUGGAUGGCCGCCCUAUGAACAUCCAGCUUGUCACCUCAAAGAUUGAUAGACAAGGAAGACCUGCACAAAGCAGAAACAGGGGUGGCAUGAAAAGAAACCCUGGCUCUGGAGGAUUAAGUGGUNCAGGCACCAAGAGAUGGACACUUGGAGGCAGCCAGGGAAGAGAGAAAGGAGGCACCAGCAGGAACUCAAAACUGCAGCAGCAGAAGAAGAAGCAGUUGGAGCAGCAGCAACAGCAGCAGGAGCAACAAGAGCAGCAGCAGGAGCAGCAGCAGGAGCAGCAGCAGGAGCAGCAGCAGCAGCACAUAUCUAAAGAGGAGCUUGAUGUCCAGCUGGAUGAUUAUCAGGAAAUUAUGGACAGCAGCUACACAACUGAGCAAAGCUGCACAAGAUCGGGACCCAGAGCCUG